Molecule: messenger RNA, 2761 nt
Organism: Emericellopsis atlantica
Lineage: Eukaryota; Fungi; Ascomycota; Sordariomycetes; Hypocreales; Bionectriaceae
Product: kinase-like domain-containing protein
Exons: 3
Coding region: 242-2392 (716 amino acids)
Biological process (GO): protein phosphorylation; intracellular signal transduction
Cellular component (GO): cytoplasm
Molecular function (GO): protein serine/threonine kinase activity; ATP binding
Source: RefSeq, a predicted model, not a curated record
ACGUCCACCUCAUUGGGCGCGGCCCGCCUGCGAAAUUCCCUCCCCGUCACUGAGUGACUGCAACGCACCGCACGCACAGGGGCCUGGCCCGACGAAGCGACUGGACAAGCAACCCAUCCGCAUACCCUGAUUGAGUAAUCACUCAGCCUACUGUCGACAUCCAUCUGGGCCCUGUGCCAGCAAGUCUCCGCGCUAGCCGCAGGCCGUGGCUGGUGCUCCAACCCAACCCAACCCGGACGUCAUGGCCCCCGGCCGCUUCGAGGACGAGGAGCUCACCAUCUCUCUCUCGUCAUCCCACGUGCGUCGACAGCUCCAGCAGCCACCCGAACCACAGCAGCACAGCAAACAGCAUGGCGACGAGUCGGCGGCCUCGCCUCGACCCCCUACCGCAGCCAUGAGCACACCCCGCAAGGAGAAAGCAAAGACAGAGCAGCGCAUCGGUGCGUAUAAGGUCGUGCGGACGCUGGGCGAGGGCUCCUUUGGCAAGGUCAAGCUUGCCAUUCACAAUGGCACCGGACAGCAGGUCGCCCUCAAGAUCAUUGCGCGCAAGAAGCUCAUCAGCCGCGACAUGGCUGGCCGGGUAGAGCGCGAGAUUGAGUAUCUGCAGCUGCUGCGGCACCCCCACAUCAUCAAGCUCUACACGGUGAUCAAGACGCCCGCCGAGAUCAUCAUGGUCCUCGAGUACGCGGGCGGGGAGCUGUUUGACUACAUUGUCGCCCACGGCCGCAUGAAGGAGCCCGAGGCACGACGCUUCUUUCAACAGAUGCUGUGUGCCGUCGAGUACUGCCACCGCCACAAGAUUGUGCAUCGCGACCUCAAACCCGAGAACCUGCUGCUGGACGAGAACCAGGACAUCAAAAUUGCCGACUUUGGGCUGAGCAACAUUAUGACGGACGGCAACUUCCUCAAGACCAGCUGCGGCAGCCCAAACUAUGCGGCCCCCGAAGUCAUUGGAGGCAAGCUCUACGCGGGACCCGAGGUUGAUGUGUGGAGCUGCGGCGUCAUCCUGUACGUCCUGCUCGUGGGCCGCCUGCCGUUCGACGACGAGCACAUCCCGAGUCUGUUCGCCAAGAUUGCGAAGGGGACGUAUAGCAUUCCGCAGUGGAUGCCGUCCGGGGCCGCGAACCUCAUCAAGAAAAUGCUGGUCGUCAACCCGGUGCAGCGGGCCACGAUUGAGGAGAUUCGCGACGACCCGUGGUUCCUCACUGACCUGCCCAUCUACCUGCAGAGGCCGGCCGAGGAGUUCUUCAACACCGGGGUGGACCCCAACAAGGCCAUUGCCAAGAGCGACAUUGCGCCCAACGCGCCCGAACGUGUACAGGAGAAGCUCCACGAGGAGAUCACGGACAAGAUCAGCAAGACGAUGGGGUACGGAAAGGUUGAUGUCGAGGAGGCCUUGCGGGCCGAAGAGCCAUCAGCCAUCAAGGACGCCUACAUGAUUGUGCGCGAGAACAAGCUCAUGCAGGUGAACCAGCACCCGGAGAUCUUGCAAGCCGAGAUUGAAGGCGGGAGCCCCAUGAUGAGCCAGUCGUCGCGGUCUGGCAUCUCCGGCAGCGGCAUCGGCUCGAGGCCCUACGUCAGCAAGGUCGGCAUCUUGCCGAGCAGCAUCCCCACAUACCACAAAGACUACAUGGAGAGGAAGAAUGCGGGCGAGGACACAGUCGCGCCACCGGCGGCCGCGGGCAUCGAGGAGCCGCCGUCAAACCGUACAGAUGCCGAGAAGCAGGAGAUGGCGCGCCGUCUCAAGCCCCACUCGCGGAGCCAGCUGCGCAUCGACGAGGCGGCCAAGCGGCCGCAGGGCAUGACGCCCAUCAACCCAACUAAGAAGCCGAAGCCUGUGCGCUGGCAGUUUGGCAUCCGGUCACGUAACGCGCCGUGGGAAGCCCUGCUGACGAUCCACAAGGCGCUGCGGAAGCUGGGCGCGACCUAUAUUCCCGACGAGGAUUAUGACCCCCGACAGGGCAAGGACAGCGAGCCCCCCAGUGGUACAGGUAGCUUCGCGGAUGACUACGCCAGCGCCGGCGAGUCAGGGAAAGGGUCAAGUCUCAGUGUCGAUCCGGCCAAGAGGUACAAGCUACCGGCCGACCCGUGGCGCAUCCGGGUGCGCUGGGAGGUGAAAGUGGGCAGUGAUGACGCAGACAAGAACAAUGUGCCCAAGGAUCCCUAUGUGCACGAGCGCUCGGCCGAGGGCGUCGUCAAGCGUGGCUUUGUCGCGAUGCAUCUCGACAUUCAGAUCUACGAGAUGGAGCAGGGCGUCUACCUGGUGGAUUUCAAGUGUUCCGGAUACGAGACCGCGCAGGGGAAGCUCCUCGAGGAGAAGGAGGUCACCAGUCCGUAUCCAUUCCUGGACAUGGCCGCGCGGCUGAUAAUGCAGCUCGCGGAGGCGGACUGAGGUGAAUCCUCUCGGAGGAGCAAUAGACACACGGCCGCGUACGUAUACGAGGACAACGGAGGAUGGCGUUUCGCAGAGGGACGGCGCACACAGAUGGCCGCUGCGACGGUUGCUUUGGACGGGACGGUAUGAGAUGUGUUCUGAAUUUAUGGAACAAGUCAAGGCCUUGACGGACGGCCACGGUGGCGUACGGUACGGUAUCUCUAGAAUAGACCGGGCUCGCUUGCUGGCAUGGGCUGGCGCUGAACAUACCAAGUUACAUAUCAUGCGCCCCAUGGGACAUUCGACGCCCAGUUUCACCUCCAACUGUGAGAGCGCACGCAACGCAGAAAGAACAUCCAUUCAUACAUUUCAUGCCUAUGUAGCGCC